Messenger RNA from Lasiodiplodia theobromae, 1977 nucleotides. RefSeq names its product Pps1 dual specificty phosphatase. NCBI's taxonomy places the organism in Eukaryota, Fungi, Ascomycota, Dothideomycetes, Botryosphaeriales, Botryosphaeriaceae. Gene Ontology annotation, biological process: protein dephosphorylation; nuclear DNA replication. The transcript has 5 exons. Gene Ontology annotation, molecular function: protein tyrosine/serine/threonine phosphatase activity. The coding region runs from base 1 to 1977 and encodes 658 amino acids. The record is from RefSeq and is a predicted model, not a curated record.
AUGGCUGCCGCUGUAGCCAGGGCGCCGUCGCUUCCCGCGCGGUCCUCCACCCCUCCUCCCAGCCUGUCGCUCAAUACCUCGCCACGAGGGACCCCGGCUCCCGUGCCAAACAAACACCUUCCAGUAUGCCACCCGGGCCCCCAGCCGGUCCAGCAAUUCGACACGCCUCCGGCAUCCCCGCCAGUCAAGCAGGUCGUGAUCGAGGCAUCCUCGCUCCUAGCCCCACCCGACAACCUUCCCCGGAUCUGCGAUGAGCCCCCUGUCUAUUCAAUCGACGCCACCACCGUCUCCCGCGCCGUCGAGCAUUUGGCAACCCAGCCACUGCCAGAUCCGAAGCAGGUCUUUCCAUGGCUGCACGGCCUGCAUGCCGACAACCAGAUACAAUUGGCUUUUUUUGUUCAGAGGAAGAGGUCGCUACGCAAAGUGCCCCGGUGCAUCAGGGGCCUGACUAUCGUCAAGGCCGACGGAGAUCUCAGCAGCGCCAAGCUCAAGGGUGCAAUUCCUCCGAACGAGUUGUUGCUCAUGCAGAGCGACGCCGCUCAAUUCCUCGAGAUAGAUCCUCGGGAUGGCUUCUCUGUCAGGAACUUCCAGAUCCAGGCCUGCAAAAUGGCCACUGUGUCGGACAUAAUCGUCUACGGAGACGAAAAGAUGCCUCAUGAAGAUGUCGUGAGACUGGCGACUAGAAUUGCAGGCGCGCAGAGGGCUUGGAGAGAGAGGCACAUCGGCACGGGCUGCGAUGUGCAGGAUUUCAAUACAUUUGUUGUGUCUGAUCCGUUCAGUGCGUUCGAGGAAAACCACCCUGAACUAGUGGCAGUAGAUUCUCGAGGCUGCAUGACGGGUAAUGUAAUGGAUUUUUUCUAUUGGGAGCGCCUGGAGAUGUGUACCAUGUCCGAAGCCUCAGAGAUCAGCCACAACGUUUUCAUGGGGCCAACUCCCGAUCCCGAAUUGGGAAUAUCGUCUGCGAAUGAUUACGAUGUCUUGAUCGAGGCAAACGAUCACGCCCAUUGCCCCGACUCUCGGUCUUUGCAAGCGGCUUCAAAGAUGCUCGAGAAGACCAAAAGACCAACCCUCAGUCUCUCGUUCCCGUCGUCCGGCAGCAUCGUACCACCAACUUGGUCCCAUGCUGAAGUCGACAGUUUGAUGGAGAUGUGUCAUUGGAUUUACAGAAUAGCCAACCCCGUGGAUGCUACGGAUUCAGGUAUUGACGAAGAUGGGGAUAGCGAUAUGAACGAGAAGACGGACCGGUCAAGGAAACUAUUGAUCCACUGUGCAGACGGUUACACCGAGAGCUCGCUGCUUGGGCUUACCUACUUCAUGUUCGCGGAGGGACUUCCGGUCCACGAGGCUUGGCCACGAAUCCUGCAGGAGUCUCCCCGCUUUGGCGGUUCAAUUCUCACCCUCCAAGAGCCUGCUUGGUUGUCGAAGCUUGAUGGUAGCCUACCCAGCCGCAUCCUACCGUACAUGUACCUGGGCAAUCUCAACCAUGCCAACAAUCCCGAGCUCUUGCGAGAACUCGGCAUCACGCGAGUACUCUCCGUCGGCGAGCCAGUCUCGUGGGUGAAGGAGACUAUGGAGGAGUUUGGCACUCAGAAUCUCCUUUACAUUGACCGCGUCCAAGACAACGGGGUCGAUCCUCUGACUGAGGAGUUUUCCCGGUGUUUACGUUUCAUUGAACAAGGCAAGAUUGAUGGUACCGCCACUCUCGUCCACUGCCGAGUGGGGGUCAGCAGGUCUGCCACCAUCUGCAUCGCCGAGGUCAUGAACGAGCUGGGCCUGAGUUUCCCACGUGCAUACUGCUUUGUUCGUGCAAGGAGGUUGAACGUCAUCAUUCAGCCGCACCUGAGGUUCACUUACGAGCUGCUCAAAUGGGAGGAGUACCAGCACCAACGACGUGGCGAGCCGCUCCGACGCGAGCUUGAAUGGGGAACGAUUGCGCGCGAAAUCGCACUAAUGAACCGCCCGUACUCAAGGCAAUGA